GAAUGAGCACUGCCCAAGCAACGGUUCCAGUCCACGGACUUUGAAGACCCAACCGCGUUUUACCGCUAAUCUUUACCAACGGCAAUUGGUUGUCCUCUAAAAGAAUAAAUGUGCAGCGGGUGAUCGAUGGAGAAGCGCUGACAUCUUUUGUAUGUCGCAUAAUUAAAAAAAAAAUACAUGCCAUCUGGCUGGGGAUUCCCCCUAAGGCACGACCGCCUUAGGCCGAAAACGAGGCUCUGUGGAUUUCCCAACAACAUGACACCAGCGAUUCUCAGCUUUAAUGCCUUCCAUCUAUCGGAGGGGUGGAAUGGAUUGUGAUUAGGCACCACUGUUGAGCCGACGACGUUGUAUGGUUUGGAUUAUUCAAAGAGAAAGUCUUCUUAAUUCACAGCUGUAUCUCAACAAGAUCAAUCAAGAUCAAUUUCGCAAGAUCACAGAAUAUGGAUGAAGUCAAACCUGUAGAUUUAUCAUUGGUUGCCAUGGCCACGGACAGUGUGCAGGCUCAAGAAAGACUACAUCUGUCACUACGGCGACACGCUCAACAAGACGAUCACAUCAAGAAAUUACGGGAUGAGAGUGGAGAAGCCCUGGACAAACUGCGGGACAUCAAGUCCAGACUGGAAGGCUCUCACCUGGACUUUGAACCAACAACAGUGAAUCACCAUGACAACCUGCACCUAGAGUUGAAACAACUCACUCUGAUGCACGUCCCAGCAUCAUUGACAACAGCAGUGCGGGAAAAGUUCACAAGUCUUAUAGAGAAGCUGUUUAAAGAUCAGUGUAAGCGCCUGUUGUGUGGUGUGCUGCUUACAUGUCCAUGGUAUGGGGCCUCCCAGCGAGAGCGAGGGGAACAGGCACGACACAAUGUCCUCUUCAUCGUGUAUGUCUCCCAUGACGACAAGUUCCUGUCUCCAGCCAACACACAUCUGAGAGACCAGAGUGAUGUCAUUGAUAUGGGUUGGCUGUACGCUAUAGAACUUUACCAUCUGGUACACUGUCUGGCGAAAGGGAAGUCAAGAUUUGCUGAGGCACUGUUCUGCCACCAGGGGGCAGUGUUGUUUGAAGACGAGGACUGGAAGUCACUGAGAGAGAUGCUGGAUCAUAAACAGCUUAUGGGUCUCCGUGGAUUUGUGGAACAGUGCCGUGGACAGGCUAUAGGGGGCAUCGCCAAAAAACGCAAGACAGGCAAAAUGGGUCUGAGGGGAACCGUCACAAUAGAGGAUUUCUCGGAGUCAUUCCGUUUACUGAACAACCUGCACAACCUGCUGAAAGGUCAAAGGCCAUGCUCCUGUGACCUUGAACUUAAUCAAGAGAAUCUACCUCCUCAAGGUCAUCAAGCUGUAGACAAACUCCGCUCUUUGUACAAGAAUCCUGAUGUUUCUAAACAAGAGAUUUUUGACCUGGUGAUUUCAUGGAGGGAUCAGCUCAGCCUUGACCUCAAGGGAUUCAACUUCACACCUCAGCAGCAUGUGGAGGGAAUUCUGGGUAAAUGGAUGGCCAAGGUCAGGGUCAAAGGCCAGGCAUUGACACCAUUUCCAGGUGUCUCUGAGGAGGAGCAGCGCUCCCUUGUGAGCAUGAUGGAAAGUAUCGGUGACCAUAUCAGUAAGUUGGACCCAAGUCAGAUUCUGAUGAUUGCGCGUGCUGGCAGCCACCUGUAUGGGUUGUCUACCCCUGACAGUGACGUGGACUAUGUGGUGAUUUAUCGUGCACACACACAGACGAUUUUGUCAUCUUGUAAACGGCUGACAGAAAUACACGAAAGUCGAGGCCCAGAGAAAGCUUUUGAGUACGGAGUUUAUGAGGCUCGGAUGUUCUGCGAAAUGUUACUCAAAUGUAGUGUGGUUAUACUGGAGCUGCUCUUUGUGGACAGCGUUGAUUAUGUCAGUGAAGAAUGGAAGGUUUUGUCAGCAAAACGUCAUCAGUUCGUGACAGAGAAAGCCAUACAGCAGUAUCUGGGUUUGAUCAAAAACAACUUCAACAUGAUCAGAGCCGAGAAGUUCGCAGGAACUUCUAGAGACAGGAAGCUGUUCUAUCAGAUAUUCCACAAGCUGGGUGGCGUUGAGCAGAUGUUAGAGGGUAAAACUCCAUCUGUUCGAUGUCAAGAGGAUAGAGACUUCAUCAUGCGGGUUCGCAAAGACGAGUUACAGGGAGAAAUGUCCAGAGAAAAUCUUCUCCAACUCGCCACUGACAAGUAUGAAAAGCUGAGAGACAAACUGGCCAAUCGGAAAACACGGCUUCCCGAGUGCCCGGAUUACAAACUUGUCACUGAUUGGCUAACGUCCAUCCGAGGAUGGUGAUGAUUGGAAGAGAGUUGGAGAAUCAAAAGGACCGCCGAUCAGCUGUGGAAUGAGAGGUGAUAGAGUAUAAAAGACUUACAGCAUAGAGAGAAAAACCAGAGCAGUGGCGACAGUGUGAUAGCUAAUAAAUGGCCACACAUAGGGACCAAGACAGAUUUUAUUCGCGCUCUGCCGCCAUUUAAUUGUGCGAUUGAAGUGGGAUUAGCUUUUUCUCAUAAUAAACGUGACUGGCUGUCAGAAGACGAUCAUUG
Messenger RNA from Liolophura sinensis, 2548 nucleotides. RefSeq lists its product as uncharacterized. The transcript has 14 exons. NCBI's taxonomy places the organism in Eukaryota, Metazoa, Mollusca, Polyplacophora, Chitonida, Chitonidae. Bases 441 to 2297 code for a protein of 618 amino acids. The record is from RefSeq and is a predicted model, not a curated record.